AGGAGAGGACAGCUGCCUGUGGAUUCCCCCUCAUCUGGUAAAACAAGGUCAGAGUCACUUUUCAAUGCUGUCUCACACACUUCUGGCUGUUUCUCUCAGUUAUGGCAGAUAAAAAGGGCCUCGGCAGACUGACAGUGAGGAAGAAAGUGGAGAGCAAGGCAGACAAGGAGAAGGAGAAGGAGAAAGAAAAAGGAAAGGCGCCAGAGAAGAAGGAAGAGAAAACCAAGACACCGGGAAAACCGGGAAAACCAGGAAAACCUGAGAAGCCUCCGGAGAAGCCCAAGACAGAGGAGAAGCCCAAGACAGAGGAGGAGAAGCUAACAGAAAAUGGGGAGGAAGGGGCCAAGAAACAGGAAGGGGCAGAAGCCAUGGAGGAAGAUGGAGAGUUAAAGCUGGAGCCUAUUGAGCUUCCACCAUGGGAGAUCAUUGUUGGAGAACGGAUGAGCCCCUACUACUUCAAGUUCCAGUUCAGGAAUGUUGAGUACUCGUCCGGCCGGAAUAAAACGUUCCUGUGUUACCUGGUGGACGUCCAGGGCAAGUCAGACUCCCCCGAGGGCAUGCGGGGCUACCUGGAGGAUGAGCAUGGGGGCCUCCACGCCGAGGAGGCCUUCUUCCAGCAGGUGCUGCCCCAGUACGAUGCCUCUCAGCGCUACGUGGUCACGUUGUACACGUCGUCCAGCCCCUGCCCCGCCUGUGCCGCCAAGAUGGUGGAGAUCCUCCGCGCCCGCGAAACCCUCCGCCUCACCCUCUUCUGCUCCCGCCUCUUCCUGUGGGAGGAGCCGGAGGUGCAGGAGGGGCUGAAGGCGCUGGCCGGAGCUGGGUGCAAGCUGCGCAUGAUGAGGCCACUGGACUUCACCUACACCUGGGACACAUUUGUGGAGAACGAGGAGCAGACCUUUGCUCCCUGGGAGGACUGUCAGGAAAACUAUGAGUACUACGACGAGAGGCUGGCCAAUAUCUUGCAGUAACUGGCCUUGGUUUUCUUUAAGCAUCUGAUCUGCAAGUUAUCUUUUAAGUCUCCUACCUGUGUUUCAUGCCAGGAAUUCACUUUCUUCAACCUACCCUAUCCCAUGAUGAAUCCCAAGUGAUGAACAGAAGCAGCAAAUUAGUAUUUAUAUUGAAUUCUGGAACUGUCCAGAUGUUUAGUUCCUAUUAUUGGGUCACAAUCCCAGCAGUCACUGAAAACCCCAAAUACCUUAGUGAUGUCAUAGUUACACUAGUCACAGUAAUAGAACUUACCAUAAAUACAUGAGAUCUUAAAAAUUCUAGUGGCACUUAGAUAUAUUUACACAAUGUCUGAAGAAAGUAAAAAAAAAAGGAAAAUAUAUUUCUUAUAUAAAAAUGAGCAAACUAAAAAAAAAAUGUUUGAAUGUGGUAGCAUGUAUGUGUCUGUCUUUCUCUACUAUAUGUACAUAAAAUGUUAAUUUCAGCUUGAAGUGAACUUAUCCCAUCUUUUUGGCCACAAUAAAUUAUUCGGAUUGAAUUGUAA
This is a messenger RNA of Clupea harengus (Atlantic herring), 1489 nucleotides long. RefSeq names its product apolipoprotein B mRNA editing enzyme catalytic subunit 2b (gene apobec2b). The record is from RefSeq and is a predicted model, not a curated record. Lineage: Eukaryota; Metazoa; Chordata; Actinopteri; Clupeiformes; Clupeidae. Gene Ontology annotation, biological process: cytidine to uridine editing. Gene Ontology annotation, cellular component: nucleus; cytoplasm. Gene Ontology annotation, molecular function: cytidine deaminase activity; RNA binding.